This is a messenger RNA of Myripristis murdjan (pinecone soldierfish), 770 nucleotides long. It is a transcript of the gene rpl13a, whose product is annotated as ribosomal protein L13a. Bases 103 to 720 code for a protein of 205 amino acids. Gene Ontology annotation, molecular function: structural constituent of ribosome; mRNA binding. Gene Ontology annotation, cellular component: cytosolic large ribosomal subunit; ribosome. The transcript is spliced from 7 exons. Gene Ontology annotation, biological process: negative regulation of translation; translation. Lineage: Eukaryota; Metazoa; Chordata; Actinopteri; Holocentriformes; Holocentridae. The record is from RefSeq and is a predicted model, not a curated record.
UACCCAGUCCAAAGAAGAAAGAGACAGAAAAAAUAUCGUCAUUUCCGUCAAACCCCUGCCUUUUACCGCGGGCAGCCCCGUCGCUCUUUCUUUUCGCGCAUCAUGGCGGACCGGUUCAAUAAGGUUCUGCUGCUGGAUGGCAGGGGCCAUCUACUCGGCCGGCUUGCUGCCAUCGUGGCUAAGCAGGUUCUCCUUGGCCACAAAGUGGUAGUGGUGAGAUGUGAGGGUAUCAACAUCUCCGGUAACUUCUACCGCAACAAACUGAAGUACCUGGCUUUCCUGCGCAAGAGGAUGAACACCAAUCCCUCUCGUGGACCGUACCACUUCAGAGCUCCCAGCAGGAUCUUCUGGAGGACCGUCAGAGGUAUGCUCCCUCAUAAAACCAAGAGAGGUCAGGCUGCCCUGGAGAGGCUGAAGGUGUUCGAUGGGAUCCCCCCACCUUAUGACAAGAGGAAGCGCAUGGUUGUCCCAGCCGCCCUUAAGAUUGUGCGUCUGAAGCCCACUCGCAAGUUCGCCCUCCUCGGGCGCCUGGCACAUGAGGUCGGAUGGAAAUACCAGGCUGUCACAGCCACCCUCGAGGAGAAGAGAAAAGAGAAGGCCAAGCUCCGCUAUGCCAAGAAAAAGACCCAGAUCAAGCUGACCAAGCAGGCAGAGAAGAACGUCGAGGGCAAAAUUGCAAAAUACACAGAUGUUCUCAAACAAUACGGAGUCCUUGUCUGAGUUGGUUUCUUCUGACCAAUAAAGAUAAAUAAAUGUUUAUAGAAAGUGUA